This is a messenger RNA of Cetraspora pellucida, 121 nucleotides long. The record is from the annotation of a GenBank genome assembly. Lineage: Eukaryota; Fungi; Glomeromycota; Glomeromycetes; Diversisporales; Gigasporaceae.
AUGUAUAGAUAUUAUGUUAGAUAAAGUUAAACCAUUGGCAGAUAAUGUUUUAGCUGAAAUUAUGCUACAACAUUAUUCUAAAUGUUUUAAUAAAAGAAUAGCUACUCAAUACCUGUCAAAA